Messenger RNA from Homo sapiens (human), 2217 nucleotides. NCBI's taxonomy places the organism in Eukaryota, Metazoa, Chordata, Mammalia, Primates, Hominidae. The record is from RefSeq and is a predicted model, not a curated record.
GACGACUCCACAGAGAGACACACAGACACACAUACAUUCCUGGUUAAUGACUCCGGACGUCAGAUGUAGGCAGAGCUGUCACGUACCUACGCUACAGAUCUCUGUGAGGAGUGUGUGUGGAGACUCAAGGGACUAUAGAUCGGGGCAGAAAAUACCGCGGAAGGAAAGACAUUCAGGGGGAAGAAAAGGCAUUCACCCACCCUUGUUCACGGUGGUGACUUGAGCCGUGUGAGGCAGAACUGCAGGGGCAGGUCCUCCAGGGGGCUCGGUUUCCAUCCGUCUCGCCGAAGGGAUAGUCCUGGGUCCUCCGCUGCUGGGAGAGCGCCGCGGUGGCUGGAUGCUGACGUGCUCCGGAGGGUUAAAAGAUGAUCGCCAAAGGCGAACGGGAGUAGCAGUUCGGUGGCCCUCAAGUUACAGGUCGUAACGAUUGCCCAGUGCUCUGGGCUUCUCCAGAAGAGCCUUUGGUCGCGUCCGGGCCAAGCCGUGGGCUAAUGCCGCUCAGGAAAGCUCCGGAGCCCGCCCGCCAGGCAGCCGCAGCCCCGCCGAGCCUCAGAGGCCGUGGGAGCCGGGCUCGGCGCGCGUCUCCGGAGGCUGCCGGGCGUGCGGCGGGCCCCCGAGAAGCCCGUCAUGCCGGCCCCGCCAGGUCCCGGGACUCCCGGCAGCCCGAGGAAGGAGAGUGAUGCGGAAAGCGUCUACGGAGCCCGGACUGCUGGGGCAGCUCGCGGCAGCAUUGCGGCUGCACUGGGCAGCCCCCCCGGGAACUUCCCGCCUACGACCGAGCUCGUUCAGGCUUUCUGCUGUAGGCACUCAUUGAGCUGCUGCCGCCGCUGUCCUUUCCUUCCUUUCCCGGUUUUGUGGGGGCCUCUGGAGAUGGGGAGAGUCCUGGGAAACGUAGGCCAAGUUCUGAGUAGGGAGAGUCGCCGCAGUUCCGGGGCAGCCAGUCCGGUCGCCGUCUCGGCGAGCGCUCAGCAGCCUCGGCGCCCGGUGCCACUUUGCCACCUCUCGCGGUCCCCGGCCUGUGCCCCUUUGCUGCGGACAGGGCAGCCGCCAGCCAGCUGUGCCCUGGAGCAGAGCCUGGCAGCACUGCUUCCUCCUUGGCCGCACCGCUCCCAGUGACAGUUUCUUUUGUAGCUGAUCCCCCCCUAGAUCGCCGGUCCCUGCUCCUUUCACCCCUACAGGCACUUGCGUGUCGCCCCCUUUUUUGCUUUUUUCCUUCACUCCCUCCCUUGCUGCUUUUUUCGCUGAAACAAUUGCUGCUUCUGUUGCCUCUCAGAGAGGGUGCCGGUUUCUUCUCCCUUUUUUCCGACCUCAUCAGCUUUUUUUGAAAAGAAAAAAAUUGAGCGCUUUUUGAGUUGAAAAACCCGCCCCCAUUUUAACGGCAGAGUUUUAAGGAGGCUCGGCAGAGUUGCAGCGCCGCGGGAGCGGGAAGGCCGGGCGCCGCCCACGCCCCGCCCUCCGCCCUGCUGGCGCUCGCGCUCGCAGUCUCGCACGCUCCGCCCGCCCGGUCCCGCGCCCUCAUUCCCGCCUCCCGCUCUCCACCUCCUCCCGUCAAGUCUCUCGCGCCGGCUCCCUCCUGCCGGCUAGGCGGCCUGUCCCCAGCUGGAGCGGGGUUCGGCCCCGCGAAGUCCGGCCUGCCCUUCUGCUGGCGGGCUUGAGUCUGUGACGCGAACCCCCAGCUGCCCCAAUUCCUACGGGGGCGAGGACAGGGGUUUGUUAUUUAAGACGGUUGUGGAGGGCCGCAGGGUCUUUGAGGCUCCGCAGCGUACGCUGCGGGAAGGCGGACAGCGAGCUGGCAUAAAGGGAGUCGUUCCUCAGCGCUAGCGGGGCAGGUCGGCCCGCCUCUGUGCUCCCCCGCCAGGCUCGCAAAGUUCGGGCGGCCAGGCUGCGGCUGCUGCUGCCUCCUCUAGGCGCGCGCGCUCUGUAAACUCGGCGUCCUUCGCUGAGCCCUGGCCUCGGCCUCGCACCUGCCAGAUCCAUGCCCGACGGCGCGGUGGGCAGGGGUGGCCGCGGGGGUGGAGGGAAAAAUCCGGACUGCCACUAAGCACAGUGCUCACAAAAAGCAAGUCUUGUGUAGACUGAAUUUUAUGAAAACUUAAGACAUGGCAUAUGUAAGAACGAACUCUGAAGCCUUAAUUAAUCAAGGACUGGAAACUGCGAAAUAGUCCUAUUAUUAGAGAAAAAGGAGAAAAGCAAUUAAAUUUAAAGCAAAAUUUAAAA